Molecule: messenger RNA, 3671 nt
Organism: Elgaria multicarinata webbii
Lineage: Eukaryota; Metazoa; Chordata; Lepidosauria; Squamata; Anguidae
Gene: TMEM33
Product: transmembrane protein 33
Exons: 7
Coding region: 201-956 (251 amino acids)
Biological process (GO): endoplasmic reticulum tubular network organization; membrane organization
Cellular component (GO): membrane; endoplasmic reticulum
Source: RefSeq, a predicted model, not a curated record
GAAGUCUGCCUCCCUCGCCGCCUGCUCAAAGGGUCUGUCAUCUUCCGCGCACUUGCUGCUGCUCCUCCUCCUCUCGCCGGAUACGGCUCGCGCGCGGCGGCGGCCUCGUUCUCAGCUGCCCUCUCUUUCUUUUCCCAGUCGAUUAAUCCCCUCGUGGCCAAGUCUCUCCUUGCCAAACGGAGCCGGGCGACGGCGCGGCCAUGGCGGACACGGCGCAGAACGGGCCCAUGCAAGGAGGUGCGGGCGGCGGAGCCGUGCAAUUUCUGAUGACUAAUAAGUUGGACACAGCCAUGUGGCUUUCUCGUAUAUUCACAGUUUACUGUUCAGCUUUAUUUGUCGUGCCUCUUCUAGGAGUACCUGAAGCAACUAGCUUUUAUCAACGUGCCUUGCUGGCAAAUGCUCUUACCAGCGCCCUUCGGCUUCACCAAAGGUUACCACACUUUCAGUUAAGCAGGGCGUUCCUGGCUCAGGCCUUGUUGGAGGACAGCUGCCACUACCUUUUGUAUUCCCUCAUCUUUGUUAAUUCCUACCCUGUUACAAUGAGUAUUUUCCCAGUUUUGUUGUUUUCUUUGCUUCAUGCUGCCACCUACACAAAGAAGGUUCUUGAUGCACGAGGUUCAAAUAGUCUUCUUUUUCUACGAAAUCUCUUGGACAAGUUAAAUGCUAAUCAACAAAAUAUCCUAAAAUUUGUAGCCUGCAAUGAAAUCUUCUUGAUGCCGGCUACUGUGUUUAUGCUUUUCAGUGGGCAGGGAAGCUUGCUGCAGCCUUUCAUUUACUACAGGUUUCUUACGCUCCGUUAUUCUUCCCGCAGAAAUCCUUAUUGCCGGACUCUAUUCACAGAACUGCGGACUGUUGUCGAGCAUGUCAUAAUGAAACCAUCAUGCCCUGUAUUUGUACGAAGACUCUGCGUCAGCAGCAUUUCAUUCAUCAGCAGACUGGCACCAACCGUUGCAUAGCCCACAAUGGAAACAUGCAUCUGUGUGUCUAAUGAACAUUCUGAGCAGCUGGUAUUUCUGCUGGUGAUUUAUAAAUUCAGGAUCUCAGUCAAGGUUGUAUGAAAAAAUGUUGUUUUCUUCCAGGAGCCUGUUCUGUGACUUGUAUCCUAUGUCUUUAAAAAAAAAAAGUCUUGUUUUUCAAAAUGAUGUUCCUGUGCUUUAUGGAAGAUGAAUGUCUGCCAUCUUAGACAAAGUACUUAACAAGGCAAAAAAUAAUACCUGCAUUGUACAAUACAGCUUACGUGCUGUCAUGUAUGUUUGCAUCGAUUCUGAAUGAAAAUACUUAUUCAAAAAAAAAUGUCCAGGCAAUACUAGCUGGAUUGUGUCUAACGAGCUAUAAAGAUGUUGCUAAAGCAUAGUUGGUAGCUUUUAGGAGUAGCAGUUGGACUAUCUACAUAUGCGGUACAUUUGAAUCAGUAUUCCUUCCAUUCAGUAAAUGAAAGAAUUUCAUUCAAUUGAGUAAAUCAUUGUGCCCGAUACAAAUCAAUUGGCAUCAGCUCUGAAUGUGAACAAUAGGACUAAGCAUCUAAUUUUGUUCUGAUUUAUUUAAUAAUUUUGAAAUGGAAAACUCUCCACCUUUCCCCAAACAUUUAUUUCCUGUAAAUAUUUUUUUUCUAAAACAUGCCCUACUAUUUUUGCUGUCUUCCAAAAGCAGGAACUCUUAAAAUGCCAAUCUUUGAAAAAUCUGAAUAAUAAAGAUGGAUAUUACAUUUAUUUCUAAGACAAAUUGAAGUGUCAUUGCCCUGCUAAGGUACUUUAAACUUCUUACAGCUAGGCUACUUCACUUUAUCUCCUACCACCUGAAGUAACUUGUUCCACCAUGCUAAACCUGUCUGUAGAUGCAAAUUACGCUGAAAUCAAGAGAGCUCACUUCUAGGAGCAGCACCUAAGUACUGGAGUUGUCUUUGUAAGGUUAUAAAACUCUCUUCCCCCACUCUUUCAGCAUAUAUAACUGUACCAGGUUAUAAUAGGGAAUAAGUACAUGCCUCCUGCCCUGAUCCAGUUCUUCCUCCUCUGCUAGCUCAGAGAACUGAGAGGGUGUUGUUGGGGGAAGACAGCAUUGCUGAAGAUUCCAUAGGAUUUCUCUGUGCAGUGAUGCUGCAUCUGCACAGGGAACGAUCCUGCCCAUUGAGUUUAGAAUAGAGUAGGGUAUUGUGUAAAGCACGGUGGACAGAAGGUAGAUCUCCAGAUAUUUGGGGCUUAAACUCCCAGAAACUCUUGUCAACAUGGCCAAUGGUCAGGAAUGCUGGGAGUUGGUCCAAAAUCUCUGGAGAUCUACUUUCUGUCCACCACAGCUGUAAAGUAAUACUGUAGCAAUUUUCACAGACGUGCUCUCCUAUUGAAGUAAGGCUGCAGUUCCUGAAGUGUGGAUGUUGUUUUCCCAAGUAGAAGUUAGAUAAUAGGAAGGUCUUGCUACUAACUAUUCCCUUCGAUUGGUAGUACUAGAAACCCUUUGUCUAGAAGCAUCCUUGGUUGCUGUGCAAUGCCCAACUUGCUUGCUUUCCCUUUUAUAAUUACUGGUCUAGACAAACAGCUCAGCACCUGGACUCGAGACUGCAGGCAGGUUGCAUCUUUCCCUACAUGUAGAAACCGAGCAUGUCUGUGAAAAGGUUAUCUGAGAGCACUUUUGAUACCCUUUUUCUACAUGCUGGGCAUUUUUUUAAACUUCUAGGAGCGUUCCAUUACAUGAUUUCUCCAAGCUAUAGUUUGAAAUAGUAUAAUCUAGGAAUGAUUUUAUCCCAAGCGGUGUUGUUUGUGUAUACUGGGCCUGAAUCAUGGACAAAUAGGGGUACCUCUGAUAAUAUCAUCUGUUCUUGUGAAAUGUUUGGAAACCUUGCAUAAUAGACAGCUGAUGGCUGAACUGACUAUGGCCUUUAGCACACAUACAGACCUAUCCUGUGCAUACAUUUUUGGAUGUAAAUGCCACUGACUUUAUGGGGUUUAUUCUCAAGUGAUUACGUGUUCAGCCCUACUUGAGGAAAAACAUCCAUUGAAGCCAGGAGUAGCAGGAGCUGGACAUAAUAAGAAGGGCCAACAAGCAUACGUGCUACUCCCUUAGUUUUCUGUUUGAAUAUCUGAUGGCAGACUUGUGUUAGGCAGGUAUAUAAAUGUGUAUGUUUCUUCUCCUUCAUUACUGUAGAAGUGGAAGGUGCUGAGCCUUUUGCUUAUAAAAACCAAAUCCUAUCUUACUUUCAAGGACCUGCAUUUUGGAUUAAGGAAUGACUUGGCUGGGUGUUAUACUUCUUUAUUGAUUCUUCUAAACUACUUCAUAAUUCAGUGUCUUAUAACUUUGCAUGAACUGAUAUGCUAAAUCGUUUGGAAUGAUGCCACUGUUUUAAAGCAAAUGUUUCUGUGUAACUACUUGAUUUAUUUAUUUAUUUAUUUAUUUGAGUAGAGUGUGAUGGGCAUUUAGAUUAAAUUCAUUCAUUAGCUUAUCAAUAGCCAGUCUUGUACAUUGCUUGCCAAGCCUCCAAGUAUGGACAUAUGCAGUGAUUUUCCAAAUUGGGAUGAGAUAAUACCGCUUGAUUGUGCUCCUUUUAGCAUUUUGUCUCAAAUGUCCAUUUAUGGAGAAGAUGCAUACAAGAGUGCAGGUUUUCAUCUAGGCUCUCUACCCUGUUUUGAAGAUUUUAUAAGACUUAACAUUUCUACAGCAAUAAAGUGAAUGUUGGGGCGAUA